Messenger RNA from Acyrthosiphon pisum (pea aphid), 1458 nucleotides. Its product is annotated as deoxyribonuclease tatD-like. Gene Ontology annotation, cellular component: cytosol. Lineage: Eukaryota; Metazoa; Arthropoda; Insecta; Hemiptera; Aphididae. The coding region runs from base 277 to 1218 and encodes 313 amino acids. The transcript has 7 exons. The record is from RefSeq and is a predicted model, not a curated record. Gene Ontology annotation, molecular function: single-stranded DNA 3'-5' DNA exonuclease activity.
UUCGUGAUAACACUGACAAGUGACGACUGACGAUCCGCGGCUGGUUCGGUCGCUAUCGCGUGGAAUUUUAUUUUUUAAUGCCGUUGUUUUCGAUUACAAUUAUAAUUAAUGUCAUAGGUAUUUGUCCGUUCUUUAUCACCAACUGGCAACUCUAUAGACAUUAGAUAAGUAGUAAGUAGACCACCACGAUCGAUGUACAGUGUCCAUAAAUCAUAUUAGUUCGGUUCUGGCACAGUUAAAAGUUAAAACACAAAGAGCGUUCUAUAUAUAUUAUAUAUGCACACAGACACAAAAGGUAUCAUGGCUUUUCAACCCAACAGUACGGUCAAAGUAUUGGAUCCGAUUCGAGAGAACUAUGACAAUUAUCUGCUCAUCGACGUUGGAUCGAACAUGGUGAACAAGAAGUUCAGCCGGGACUUGGAAUCGGUGUUACAGAGAGCAAAAGAUUCAGGUGUUCAAAAAAUAAUUGUUCCUUGUACCUCUCUUAGAACGAGUAAAGAGGCGUUGCGUUUAGCAAGAAUAUAUCCAGGAGCGUUAUAUUCAACGGCAGGUAUCCAUCCACAUGAAGCAAAAUCUUGGGAAGAUAAUUAUUAUGAUGAACUGAGAGAUAUUGCUAAAAAUCCAGAAUGUGUAGCUAUUGGUAUAUGUGGUUUAGAUUAUAACAAAGAUUUUUCUUCGCCUGAUAUACAAAGAAAAGUUUUUGAACUACAGAUUUCCUUGGCUAAAGAAAUUAAAAAGCCCAUCAUGUUGCAUCAAAAAGGAGCACAUGAAGAUUUUUUAAGGAUUAUAAAAACACAUUUGCCUUUAGAACUUCCAGCAAUUUUACAUUCAUUUACUGGUUCAUUUGAAGAAGCUACUGACUACAUAAACUUGGGAAUGUACAUUGGAAUAACAGGAGGAUUGUGCAAAGAUAGUUCUGGUAGCGGAAUAAAAAAACUUUUAAGCGCAGGAACAUUAACACUAGAUAGAAUACUAGUGCAAUCGGAUUCUCCGUUUAUGUAUCCAAAUGCUAGAGCAGCAAAUCUUACGGACGCAUUAAAAUCGAGCCUCACACAAAGAUCACUGGGAUUUUUACAGCGUUACUGUACAUUUCAUCGAAAUGAACCAUGCUCAUUACCUAUUUUAGUGGAAUUAUUAGCCGGUUUUAUUGCUAAAAAACCAGAUGAAGUGGCUUUAGCAACAUCAAUUAAUGCGCUUAAAAUAUUUGGAAUGUCAUAAUUUUAACAACACUUCCUAAAGGUGUAUGAAUGUGUGUUGAUUUAAUUUUUUUUUUAUUGAAUUUAUGAUUUAUAAUUUAUUAUUGUUAUUGUUCAUCAAAGUGACUAGACAAGUUUUUAACUUUUAAUAACUAUUAGUCAAAAUAAAACAAUGAAAAAUAUAUUGUGCCAUUUAACAACAAUUGUUAUAACCGCUACAUUGAUGUAACUAAAUAAAUCAUUUUACUUUAUUUUUUCAACA